This is a messenger RNA of Didymodactylos carnosus, 2733 nucleotides long. The record is from the annotation of a GenBank genome assembly. Lineage: Eukaryota; Metazoa; Rotifera; Eurotatoria; Philodinida; Philodinidae.
AUGUUCGGCGGUGUCAAAAUUCCUACUGAUAAAAGACAAAUAUCUCAUCACAGUGCUCAAACGGAGUGGAAUGCUUUAAAGAAAAAUGAGGAAUUGGUCAAGGAAAAAAUCGAAGAAUAUUUGGAAAUAUAUAACCGUUCGGGUGCAGCCGGUUUACCUGAAGUGGAACCAAAACCCAAACCAAAAAAAGCGAAAAAGAAGAAGAGUACUAAACGUACACUAUCCGAUGUAUCCGAUGAUGAAAUGAAUAAUGUUGAAAAAAGUAUACCAAUCACUCUUCCAUCAACUCUUCGGCCAGGGCCAAAUGGUACAUCAAAUCAAGCUGCCUCUUAUACACCCUAUUCAAAACAUCAAAAAACUAAAGCGCCUGCACAAGAAUUAGCAUUACGUGAAUUAAAUGAUAUUAAUGAGCGUAUAGCAUCAUUAGUUCAAGUGAAAAAUAUGGGUUUAUCAACAGCUGAUAAUGCAAAACAAUUAAAAAAACUCGUUCAAGCACGUAAGAAAAAAGCACAAGAACUCAAACGUUUACAAUCAAAACAGCGUGCAUCAAAUAAAUAUCGUGAUAAGCGAAAGAAAAAAGUUGAACAAUUAUGUGAAUCAAAUCCGGAUUUGGCAAAAGAAUUGGGAAAAAUUUAUCGGGGUCAAGUAGGCAGACCACCUAUUGAAGAUCAAUGUCCAGAUCUGUUAUCAAUUAUUGAAGAAAUAGCUAAAGUGGGUGGUGCAUCGGAUGAUCGUCGUCGCUCAGAAACUAUUCGACCAUGCUUAACACUAGACGAUUUGAGAGAGAAAAUUAAGCAGCGAGGCUACGAUAUUAAACGAACUACAUUAUACUAUCGACUUCUGCCACACCGUGCUAGUUCUAUUGAUGGUCGUCGACAUGUUCGUACCGUACCUGUCCGUUUACGUCGUGCACAAAAUGAUGAACAUGGUAAACAUGAAGAUGGUCAUUUUGCCACAGCUACAAUCCGUUAUAUCAAAGAUUUAGCCGGUAUAUUCGGUAACAACUGCAUAUUUUUCUUGUCACAAGAUGACAAAUGUAAAGUACCCAUCGGUUUACCAGCUGCCAAAAUUCAAGCACCAAUGUUAAUGCAUUUGGAUUAUGCUGUUCGAUUGCCUGAUCACGACUGGACAGUUGCACCGAGACAUCAGCUGACACCAUCCGUUUAUGCUGCAUGUAUGUUGGGUGCUGAAGGUGAAGUCGGUUAUUCAGGUCCCACUUACAUUGCUGUUCGCUCAGCUAAACAUGAUAGAUCGGACGCACAAUCGCAUGCCAAAGAUUUCGAUACACUUGUACGAUUAAAAGAAUUCGAAAAAGUAGCACGUGAUCAUAAUGGUGAUGUUAAACCAAUUGUUAUCAUCACAGUGGAUGGUGGCCCAGAUGAAAAUCCACGAUUUCCUAAAACAUUAAUUGCUGCUAUUCGAAAAUUUCGUAAAUAUAAUUUGGACGCUCUAUUUAUUUUGACACAUGCACCGGGUCAAUCAGCCUAUAAUGUUGUUGAACGUCGAAUGGCGCCAUUGUCGCAUGAUUUAGCUGGUCUCAUAUUACCACAUGACCAUUAUGGAUCACAUUUAAAUGAUAGUGGCGUGACCAUAAACCAAGAAUUAGAAAAAGCAAACUUUAAAAAAGCCGGUGAAGUUUUAGCUGAAGUUUGGUCUGGUUCAAUUAUUGAUGAAUAUCCAGUAAUAGCAGAGUAUAUGGAACCACCAGCAACAACAGAAGAAGAGAAAAGACAAGUUGAUAUUACGAUGGUUAUGGAUAGUCUUUUAAGAACAAUAUGCGCUGAAGAAGAAGCUGAAGAAGGUCAUGAAUUUCGUAUACAUGCGUCGGAUGAAUAUUAUCAAGAAAAAUGUCGUGUACGUGCUCAAUAUCAUGCGGAUGAUGAUGAUACAAAAUCUAACUUUCGAGGUGAAUAUCCAAAAUAUGAUAUUGACGAGUAUUGGUGUGCGACACAUGUCCUUCAAACACAAUAUACGAUACAAAUUAUUCGUUGUAAUAAUCCAAUAUGUUGUGGUGUAUGGCGUUCAAAUUAUAUUCAAGUUUUUCCACAUCGAUUUUUGCCACCACCUGUCCCAUUUGAACGAACACCAAGAGGAAUACAAAUGGCUGAAAAAGACUAUCAAAAAGGUAAGUACAAAAUAGUGUUUUAUCGAGUCACAGUGUUAUAUAAUCUUUUCAACUUUAUUCCAGGUCAAUUUUAUGGUUCUCUAUUUCAACGUAUUCAGUUCCAUGGUAUUGUCAUUAAUCAUACAAAAAACGAUAUGUUACCAUUUGAUUUUUGCUGUUCAUCAGUCAAAAAAGAAAUAAAAAAGCGUAUAUGUACUAUAUGUAAACAAUAUAUACCAAGUGCAUCUCGAAUGAAACAACAUUAUAAAAUACAUCAACAAUAUGAUCAAGAAUAUGAAGAAGACGAUUUAAAUGAUUUGAUUGCUCAAUCAGAAGCAAUAGAAUUAAGAGAUGGUCCAGAAGCUACAACGAAUGGUAAUGGUAGUGGUGCAGUGGUUUUUAAUGAUAUGUUAGAUUGGUUAAAAUCUGAUUUUGAUGAAUUGGAUUUACAAACAAAAGAGGGAGCAGUAUCAAUUCAACGUAAUUCACAAACUACACAAUCACGAGCAUCAAAAAUGUCAAGUAACUCACGGGAGAAAAUCGAAAAAGUUGAAUUAAAUGACGAAGCGGAAGAGGAAGGACAAGAAGAUGAAGUUGAUGAAGAUGACUGGACAUACCUUCAACUCUGA